This is a messenger RNA of Brassica napus (rape), 1273 nucleotides long. RefSeq lists its product as uncharacterized. Bases 111 to 1097 code for a protein of 328 amino acids. The record is from RefSeq and is a predicted model, not a curated record. Lineage: Eukaryota; Viridiplantae; Streptophyta; Magnoliopsida; Brassicales; Brassicaceae. The transcript is spliced from 2 exons.
AGUGUUCUAAUUACCGUUGGAGUGAAUAAAAAUACAUUAUCGAUGGGAGUUUAAGGUUUUAGAUAGAGAGAACACAAAGAAGUCAGAAAGAAACAAAAGACAAAGGAGUAAUGAAGAAGAGUAAACAAGAGAGCUUGUUUUCUCCUUCAUCUUCAUGGCGGGAGGCUCAUAAUCCUUCUCGGAGAACUUCAAACUCCUCGGCCGUAUCCUCCGGCUGCCUCCCUGGAUUCUUCAACCUUUUCCUCUCCACCUUCAACUUCUCCUCCAACCGCCGCAAAUCCAUCACCCAGGGCUCUAAAAAACAAGAACAAAGAACGGUCAUCUACGCUUCUCCUCCAGAUGAUACAUCAGACCGAGAUGGCGGAGGAGUCGUCGAGCCGCCGCUUCCACGCAAGGAAGGAGUGGAGGGAGAUGCGGCGAGGGUGAGUCUUGUCGGAGCGUUAGAGAAAUGCGAUAGGGACUUAGAGGAGCUGCAAAGAACCAUCAACGUCAUCAAAACCAGUUACCUUCUUCACAAGAAACUUGAGGUUUCACCGCCGAUGGCGCGUGAUAGUUUCAAGUUCUGUAGCACCGGAGAUGUCGUCGUGGGGACGCAAACGGAUAAGAACAUGAAGGCGACAGUACACGAAACAGACACGGACACAACAAUGUUGUCGAAGGUGAUGAAGAACGAUCAUGAGUACAAAGACAACAGAACUUACAAAGUCAACCACAUUAAUCUAAUCUCUAGACCGGAACAUUACGCCAUUCAUGACGUCAUUUCCAGGACAGCAACGAUAGAGACACGUGACACCACGCCAAUCAUGGUGCGGAAGGUAAGAAGGGGCUUGAUGGAGAGCGUGAACCAGGUUUGUGAUGACGUGGCAUCUGGUCAACGAAGAGAGGUCGUUAAGAUCGGUUUGGCCAUUCAUGACCACAUUUGUCGGGAUUUAAUCGCGGAGACCGUUCACGAGCUCUCCUCCUUCUCUAACUACUACGACAACGAGUGUCAUAAGUAUACUGAUUGUUACGGCGAAGGAAGUGGACGCCGACACAUCCGACGUGGGAGUACCAACUCACUUCCGCUCGACGCGUGUCGAAGAAGAUUAGUGUUUUGAUGUGAUCGAUCUACUCUUAGGUUCUUUGAAUGUCAUAGUCGCGAGAGUUUUCACCUACAACGCGUUUUGUAGCUCUUAUUUUAUAAGUUUGUUCAAUUAAUAAUCUAAUAAGACAUACAGUAUAUUUCAAGAGGGUGCAAAUGGUUGGGUUUAAUAGUGUGUAUAUUUUUAAUUUA